AUGUCUAUCCCGGAAACCCAAUGGGCUCAGGUGCUCGAGAAAACCGGCACCUACCCUGUGUACAAACAAAUCCCCGUCCCCAAGCCCGGCCCCGAUGAAGUCCUCGUCAAAAUCCACUACACAGGCGUCUGCCACACAGACUUGCACGCCAUGAAAGGUGACUGGCCCAUCCCAUCCAAAAUUCCCCUCGUCGGCGGCCACGAAGGCGCAGGCGUAGUCGUUGCCAAGGGAGAACUCGUCAACGUCAUUGACAUCGGUGACCAUGCUGGAGUCAAGUGGCUGAAUGGAUCAUGUCUGUCAUGCGAGUUCUGCAAGUCAGCAGAUGAGUCUGUUUGUCCUGAUGCGUCGUUGUCGGGGUAUACUGUCGAUGGGACGUUCCAGCAGUAUUGUGUCGCCAAUGCAGCGCAUGUUACUAAGAUUCCCAAGCAUGUGCCGUUGGAUGCUGCGGCACCGGUGCUGUGUGCUGGCGUCACGGUUUACAAGGGAUUGAAGGAAUCUGGGGCUAGGCCCGGCCAGACUGUCGCGAUUGUCGGCGCGGGCGGCGGUCUGGGCUCCUUGGCGCAGCAGUAUGCGAAGGCCAUGGGGCUGCGUAUUGUGGCUAUUGAUGGCGGAGAUGAGAAGAAGGUUAUGUGCGAACAGCUAGGUGCGGAGGCGUUUGUGGAUUUUACCAAGUCCAGUGACUUGGUCGAGGAUGUCAAGGCUGUCUCUCCCGAUGGAUUGGGUGUCCAUGCUGUUCUUCUGCUUGCGGCUGCUGCGAAGCCUUUCGAGCAGGCGACGGGGUAUGUCCGUUCGCGGGGGACAAUCGUUGCCAUUGGAUUACCAGCGGAUGCAUAUCUCAAGGCGCCUGUGUUCAAUACGGUUGUACGGAUGAUCAAUAUAAAGGGAAGCUAUGUCGGGAAUAGGCAGGAUGGUGUGGAGGCGAUUGAUUUCUUUGCGCGAGGGUUGAUCAAGGCUCCGUUCAAGACUGUGCCGCUCAAGGAAUUGCCGCAAGUCUUCGAGUUGAUGGAGCAAGGAAAGAUCGCCGGGAGAUACGUCUUGGAGAUUCCCAAGUAG
Aspergillus chevalieri is the source of this 1053-nucleotide messenger RNA. RefSeq names its product zinc-dependent alcohol dehydrogenase. Gene Ontology annotation, molecular function: zinc ion binding; oxidoreductase activity. Lineage: Eukaryota; Fungi; Ascomycota; Eurotiomycetes; Eurotiales; Aspergillaceae. The record is from RefSeq and is a predicted model, not a curated record. Bases 1 to 1053 code for a protein of 350 amino acids. The transcript is spliced from 2 exons.